UACGCCGUUAAUAACGCAGUUUACAAGUUCUUGAAAGCAUUUCUCAUUUUCAAUACUUUGGUGGUUUAAUUUUGCUUCAAAUUGACGUCGUCGUCGCAAUUAAGAAAAGAUAUUUGUGUUGUUAUAAAAAUAACGUCUUUAAACUUAAUAUUUUUACGUAUCCCUUCAAAAAUUAGAAAACAACACAGGGCUUUUAAAGUUUAACUGUAACCAGAGCUCUUUUUUAAAGCAGAAUGGCAAACAAGAGCCAAGAGAAGAGCAGAAGUCCUUUUAUUAGCAUGCGAUUUGAGUUACAGUUUUCUGUUGUUAUAAGUUUGCCUGCGUGAUUAUUCUUCUCUUUAAAUUUAAGUGCAUUGAAACUAUUUUUUUUUUAACCUUUCAACAGAUCUUGUUCUUAAUUUCUUUAGUCGUAAAAUCGGAGUGACUAGUUCAUGACACGACUCCUAAGUGCAGUUUUAAAUUGACUCUGAACUUUAAUAUGAAGUGUCACUAUGAAGUUUUAGGGGUAGAUAUAAGUUGUACUGCUGAUGAUCUAAAAAAGGCGUAUCGAAAAUUAGCUCUAGAAUGGCAUCCUGACAAAAAUUUAGAUCGCCUGGAAGAAGCCAAAGAAACGUUUCAAUCUAUCCAGCAAGCUUAUGAAAUAUUAACUGAUCCGCAAGAGAGAGCAUGGUAUGAUCGUCACAGGGAUGACAUUCUCAGAGGAGGGGCAGAAGAAGCUUAUAAAGACGACUGCCUAGAUGUGUAUCAGUUUUUUAACACUGGCUGUUUUAAGGGUUACAAUGAUGAUGAAAAGGGGUUCUAUACUGUCUAUAGAGAAGUCUUUGAAAAAAUUGCUGCUGAAGACCAGCCUUUCAUUGAUGAUGAAGAGGAAGACAUACAAGUUCCCUCAUUUGGGUAUUCACAUAGCUCGUAUGAAGAGGUUGUUCAUAAUUUCUAUGCAUAUUGGCAAAGUUACUGUACUUACAAAUCUUACUCAUGGAAUGACAAAUUUGAUCUCACCGAGGCUCGAAAGUCUGGCGUCGGAAGGCAGAUGCUGCGGUUGAUGGAAAAAGAAAAUAAGAAACUACGUGACCAGCAUAAAAAGCAAAGGAAUGAGGAAAUUAGGGAACUGGUAGCAUUUGUUCGAAAGCGUGAUAAAAGGGUCCAAGCUCAUAAGAAAAAAAUGGAAGAAAUCAAAGCAGAAAAAGCUAAAAAAGCAGAAGAACUUCGAAGGAAACAAGUUCAGGAGCGAAAUAAAACUUUAGAAAAUUACAAAGAAUCUGAAUGGGCAUCUAUGUCACAGUUUGAAGAUCAUUUUAAUCAAAUAGAAUCAACAUUAGAUAUGACAUUUGGAAAUGAUUCUGAAACCAAAGAAGAUGAUGACAUUGAAGAAUUCUCUGAAUUGUACUGUGCAGCUUGUGAGAAAGAUUUCAGAUCAGAGCAAGCAAUGAGAAAUCAUGAAAAUUCCAAAAAACACAAAGCAAAUGUUGCAAUGCUUAAGGAGUAUAUGGAAGAAGACGAUGAAGAAAGUAACCAACAUGUUCAAGACGAUGCAAACUCGCAAGACAACGAUGAAAACAGAAAUUGUAUCGAAAAUGAAGACACAUCGAGUGCUGCACUCUUGGAGGAACUAAUGAAAAGUGCUACUAAAACAAAAAAGAAAAAGAAGAAGAAGAACGAAAAAAAGGAAGAGCAAGAGCAUGUACCCAAUGAAGAGCAAGAAAUUGUUUCUGAAACAUUGGAAUCAAUUGAUUUGCAAUUAAAUCAAGUUCACAUUGACAAUGAUGUUGUAAAUGAGGAGAAGAAAUGUGAUAGCAGUGAGAAACUACUUCCUGCAGAUACUACCUCUAAUCCAUCCAAUAAAAUUGAACACAAAAAGAAGAAAAAGGAAAAACCGGUGAAAAAGGUAGAUGUGUCCGAAGCAACGGAAGAAACUGAACAGCCCAUCACACUGUGUGAAACAUGUAAUAAAAACUUUUCAUCAAGAAAUAAGCUUUUUGAACACUUGAAGCAAAGUGGACAUGCAAGUUACAAAAAUGAUACAAGUCAAAAUACGUCGAAAAAACAGAGACGGAAAAAACUAUAAUUAAUAUGUUUUAUAGUCUGUAAAUUUGUAUCAUAAAUACUAUUAAAUUAUUGUG
Uloborus diversus is the source of this 2120-nucleotide messenger RNA. Its product is annotated as dnaJ homolog subfamily C member 21-like. The record is from RefSeq and is a predicted model, not a curated record. Gene Ontology annotation, molecular function: zinc ion binding; nucleic acid binding. NCBI's taxonomy places the organism in Eukaryota, Metazoa, Arthropoda, Arachnida, Araneae, Uloboridae. Gene Ontology annotation, cellular component: cytoplasm.